Messenger RNA from Funneliformis mosseae, 648 nucleotides. The record is from the annotation of a GenBank genome assembly. NCBI's taxonomy places the organism in Eukaryota, Fungi, Glomeromycota, Glomeromycetes, Glomerales, Glomeraceae.
AUGCCUCAUAAUAAAUUUAGAGUAGUCCUUGAGAAGGCGUUUUCGUCAGGGAAGCUUCAAUUACCAAAGGAGCAAUUAGACGAAAGCAGAACCCUUUAUCCUGGCGUGCCUAGUAAUGCUUCAAUACAAGUGCUCGGACAGCCACUUCAUGACUCGCCAGAUGGAUCUCACAAAGCACCGGAUCUUGCUGUUUAUCCUCAUCCCACUUUUGUUCCAGACCCUCUCGUCCCACACCCUGGUCCUCCGCCCAGCGAUAGAAGGGGAAACCCUUAUGCGAGGGUAAUUCUUGAAGUAGCUGUGGAUCAAAGUUCUUCUGACUUGAGGGACAAGUGUAGGCUUUGGAAACGACAGUCAGAACGAGCUAUGAAGGCCACGCUUUGGCGACAAGGAGUCGCAAAGCAGAAGUGGCAUUUUGGGACUUUGGAUAAAAACGGUAAUCACUUUCCUCUUGGCACAAAUGUCUGUAAUACUGCGAACGAUCCAAAUUUCAUCAUUAAUAUCCCCGUUGCUGACAUAUUUUAUGAUCCUCCAAUUCCUGCAAUUGGAUAUACACCUUUAGCUGGUCCUCCUCCAGCAUUGUAUAAUGCUAUUGUUGCAAUUGAUCUGUACGAAGUUCAACAGGCAGUUUUAAUGAAGCAGGCAAAAUAA